AUGCAUGAUGACAGUAAGAUUGGAAGUGAAUUAUCAUACACACCUAAUGAACGUAAAACAGAUUUUAGUGAAGAACAAACUGAUGACAAUCAAAGGCAAAGAGUCGAAGUAAUGAAAGAUGGUCGUGUUGCAACUGAUCAACAAAUGAGUGAAAGGCAUCACGUUUCAGGAGAUCUCAUUGUAGUUGAAAAUCAACAAAUAUCCAAGGAAAUGAAUAACAAUGACACGGAUUUCGCUCCAAUUGUUGCGUAUGCUCAGGAGCCUUUGUUGUCUCUUCCUGAAGCAUGUGCUCCUCUAAAUGAUAUUCUUUAUGAUUUAUCGGUCUAUGUGCAGUUGGCGCUAGAUGAAACUCCUGAAAAUCCACCUGAUGGAUUGACAAUUGAUGAGAGUGCUGCGGUUCGUCUCUACACAAUCGAAUGGGAAAGACCACAUCGAAGCCUAUAUUCAAUGCUCAAUUACACUCUUAAAAAUGCUAAUCGUGAAGAACUUCGACCUUAUUUUAACUAUCUAAAACUAUUCUUGACUGCAAUAGUCAAAAUUCCAUGUGUUCCACCAUUGACUGUUUGGCGAGGAGUUACAAAAAAUUUGAGCGCUGAAUUCCCACCUGGUACUCCAGUAACAUGGUGGUCAUUUUCUUCAUGUACAACAUCAUUGACUGUAUUGGAGAAUAGCAUGUAUUUGGGCAAUACAGGAGCAAGAACACUAUUUUCUGUUGAAGCUAUCAAUGGACGAACAAUUCGUGCUCACUCACAUUUCGUUACAGAAGAAGAAAUUCUUCUUCUACCUGGUACUCAUAUGAUAGUGCAAUCACAAUUGAGUCCAGCAACUGAUCUUUAUAUUAUUCACUUGAAACAAGUCAUACCAGAGCAAACCUUACUUGAACCUCCUUUCGAAGGCGCACAUAUAUAUCCAGAACCGAAACGUCCGUGGUAUAAAAAGAAGCGUUUUUUUGUACCUCUAUCUUUAUUGAUAAUUUUAUCUAUUGGAGCAAUUAUUAUUGGCUCUGUUCUUGGAUCACGAAAACAAGCCAAUAUCUUAAUGUACCAAUGCAGUGACCCUUAUCCAUCACCAAAGACCUCGGAAACUGGAAAAUUACCAGUUGCUGUAGUGUUCGGAAAUUUCAAAAGUGUCAAUCAAGUCGAUUUGGCAGUACUCAACUAUGAUGAUCGAAGUGUUGAUAUACUUCUUGGUAAUGGGAAAAAUGACUAUGAAACUGAAUCACACUAUCAUACAGAUGUCGCACCAAAUUCUGUGUUUAAUAUUGAUCUAAACCAUGAUGGACUAAUAGAUAUUAUAGUAGCAAAUGGUGAUGAUGACAGCAUUAGCGUUCUAAUUGAUAAUGACGACGAAACAUUUCACAGUUCGAUCGAAUAUUUAGUCGGUAACAAUCCAGUGUCAGUCACAGGAGGUGAUUUCAACAAUGAUACACUCAUAGAUAUAUUAGUAGCAAAUGCUGACGAUGACACAGUUAGCUUAGUGUUAGGUGAUGAAGAAGGUACAUUUUCUGAUAUUCAAACUGCUUUUGACGUUGGUUCAAAACCUGUCCAUGUCAUAUCAGGUGAUUUUAAUCAAGAUGAAAUACUCGAUUGGGCAGUUAUCAAUCAAGUUGACAAUACUAUCAAUGUGGCACUUGGAUAUGGAAAUGCUACCUUUGAUAAUUUACAGACUUAUAGCGUUGGUGCCACACCAAUCUCUAUGACAUGUCAUGAUUUUAAUAAAGAUGCUAAAGUAGAUUUGGUAGUAGUAAACUAUGGUGAUAAUAGUAUUAGUGUGCUGUUUGGUAAGGGAGAUGGAACGUUUGAAGUUCAAAUCGUUUACGAAGUUGGUAUGAGUCCAAGUGCUGUUGUGACAGCUGAUUUUAAUAAUGAUAGCAAGAUGGAUUUAGCAUUAACUCUAUCGAAUGAAUCUUCCAUUGGUGUGUUAUAUGGCAAUGGUAAUGAAAGCUUUCAGAAACCUGUAAUAUAUAAGGUUGGUACUUCUCCAAGUGCUCUGAGAGCAGAUGAUUUUAACAACGAUGGUAGAGUAGAUCUGGUAGUAGCAAAUUCUGGAGAAAACACCUUCAGUAUAUUGAUUAAUGAUGGUAAUCAAACAUUUCAGAAUCAAAUAAAAUAUGCCACUGGUCUGAAUCCAGUGGCAAUAACUUCGGCUGAUUAUGAUAAUGAUAAAAGAAUCGAUGUGUUAGUGGUCAAUAAGGGAGAUAAUAGUGUCUCCUUGUUACUAGGUAAUGGAGAUGGAACAUGUCGUGGUCGAAUGCCAUACAGGCUUCAGAAGAUAGCUGGUUCGAUGGCAGCAGGUGAUUUCAAUAAUGAUACCAAAUUGGAUUUAGUAUUGACUAACACAAUCGAUUACAGUAUUACUCUACUUCUCGGAAGUGGAUAUGGUACCUUCCAAUCUGAAAUAAUAUAUAAGACUCAUUCUCAACCAAAUUUCGUAGUAGUUCAUGAUUUGAAUAAUGACAAGAUGUUGGAUCUAGUUCUUGUCAAUCAGCACAAUGACAGCAUCACUGUGUUGCUCGGGAAUGGUGAUGAGAUUUUUCAAAAUGGAACAAGAUUUGCCACUGCUGAACGACCAAGUUCGGUAGUGGUUGAUGAUUUCAACAACGAUAACAAACCAGAUCUAGCAGUCACCAACUUAGGUGCUAAUAAUAUCGUGGUCCUGUUGGGAAAUGGAAACGGUACUUUUCAGACUUAUAAGACGCUUAAGUGUGGUACUAGUCCCAACUUUAUAAUAUCAAUUGAUCUAAAUCGUGAUCAUGUCAUGGAUCUUGUAGUGGCUAAUCUCGGUGAUCAUACGAUUAGUAUUUUAUUUGGCUUGGGAAAUGCAACUUUUCAAAUUCAAAUGAAAUACGAUGUUGAUAGGGAACCAAGUCAUGUAAUGGCAGGUGAUUUUAAUAAUGACAAUAAAAUGGAUAUAGCAGUAGUUGGUCGUCUUUCGCAUAAUAUGCAAGUGUUGUUUGGUGAUGGAAAUAUGACAUUUUCAAGUCGAAAACGGUAUGGAACAAGUAGUAGUCCUGGUCCUGCUGUGGCUUAUGACUUCAACAAAGAUGGAAAAACUGAUAUUGCUGUGCUGAAUAAACUUUCUAACAUAUUAUAUAUUUUCCUAAAUGAAUGUUCAUAA
This is a messenger RNA of Rotaria sp. Silwood1, 3117 nucleotides long. NCBI's taxonomy places the organism in Eukaryota, Metazoa, Rotifera, Eurotatoria, Philodinida, Philodinidae. The record is from the annotation of a GenBank genome assembly.